UAAGAACUGCUGAACCCCAUUUUUCAUUUAUCUUAAUUACCGGUGUCUUUGCAUGAUUUUUAUAGCUCGUUUUAAUCGUCUCAUUCUCAAGAUAUUCAUGAACUGGUACAAGUGUGUUUAAACACUAAAAUGGGAAGAACAUUGAGUUUAGGCCUGGAAUUAUACUGUCAUUUUUCUUCAAAGGUGUCCAUUUAUAACAUUUCUUUCCCAUCAUCCGUUGGCAUAUCUGGAAAUACCGUAUCUGAGUUUGUGUAAGCUUUUUGGGGAAGAAUUUUUUAGAAGUUUACAUGAUGUAACGGUUAAAACCCAAACUUACACGUGCUAAAAUUCUUUAGAAGGCCUCAUUUUAAACUUUGUAUGUAUAUAUAAAAACAAUAAUAUCUUUUUAAAAGAAGGAGAGUUUUCUAAGAGUUUUUUAAGGAAUAUGCAAGGGAUAAAACACUUGAGGUUGCGCUGUUACAGGAAACUAAUCAGUAACAGGGUAGUGUGAUGCAGCCUGACAUGUCGCGGAGUUACUCUUAUUGGUCAGAAGGGUUUUAUUCCUCUUAUACCACAGGAUUUUUCCGAUGAAUGCAAUUUUUUACAUUUGUUAUAAUACAACACGUCGGGGUUUUUUUAUUUUCAUUUUUUUAUCCGUUUCUAGUAAUAUUUCAUGUUCUGGAACGUCCACGAAAUAAGUGUGUUCCUGUUCGUAAGCUAAUACGACCAAAAACUAGCUUGCCAUCUUUCCAAGUCCCGAAGACUUUCCCAUGUCGGAAAACUUACUGACACAGGAGACUCCUUCGGUAAACGUUAGACGCUUCUUUUACGGAAAACUUCACCAUAUGAACGAUUUUUCUUAAAUCAUGUUAAAUUCUUAAAAAUGUUAAAUAAACAUAUAAUCGUUGAUAUGAUGACAUUUUUUCUUAGAGGAUAUGUUUAUUCAACAUUUAUUGUCCUUGCUUUCUAUCAGUCAGAAAGUUUUCCGACCCGGGAAAGUCUUCAGGAAAGAGGCUACGGUCUAAGAGGAAUACAAGAACCUAGUCGUUGAUUUUUAUUUUCCUAUAACUGUUGCUUUCAUGCACUUCUCUCAGAAAUCCCAGCCUGACUACUCUGAUGUAUACUCUAAAAGAGCAAACGCGAGUCUUCUGGACUGUACCAGUCAUAUCAGCAUGAGCUUCAUUAUCAGUGACUAGCCUUCCAGAUCGUUCCGUCCGUCUUCCUGGCUCGAGGACACAGAAAGAGGAGGAGAUCGAAGAGCAGGGAGGGGUCAAAGCAGGGCAUCAAAAGCUAGACAUGCACGAACAGGAAAAGCUAAAAGAGGAGAGAGGGAGUAAGGGAAGGGCAGAGUUCUGCUACACAGAUGCGGAGAUUACAGCAGCUGUUAGAACUCUGGAGACGCUUGCUUUUCCAGUGUGGGUUGAACAAAUGGUCGAGCCACAUAAACAGAUGUUGCAGAACCUAGCUGACCGAGGAGAAGAAGAGUCCCGACAGAACAGGCCAGAGGGAGCUGCUAAAAUGCCCAUGACUACAUAAGAAGAGCAAAAACGGACUGUCUACGUAGGAAUCAAUACUGCAGCAAGACUAGACUACAGCUUACAGGGAAAAUAAACAAAAAAAGGUCUGAAGAUGCGGGCGAUUGUGGGCAUCAUGUGUCUGUGCCAGUGUGUAGUUGGUCAGCUGUUGGAGGCCAAAGCGAAGACCACUUCACCGCGAUUUAUUUGCAGUGUCCCAGGUCUACCGGGUACGCCGGGGAAGCCGGGACCGCCCGGGCCUUCAGGGGCUGAAGGCCAUGUUGGAAUUCUGGGCAGAGACGGCAGGGACGGUCGGAAAGGCGAGAAAGGCGAGAAGGGGGAAACGGGAAUUAAAGGAAAAGUUGGACCAACUGGCAAAAUCGGCGAGCGUGGAGAAAGAGGUCCGACGGGUAAGCGAGGCCCAGAGGGCGAGAGCGGAGACCCGGGACAUACAGGACCCCAAGGACGGGCUGGACUGAGAGGAGCAAAGGGCCAAAGAGGCCCACGAGGAUUGCCAGGCAAGUGCCUCUGUGGUAGCCUGGUACCCAAGUCGGCCUUCUCCGUGGCCAUCACCAGCAGCUACCCGGCCGAGCAAGCGCCAAUCAAGUUCAACAAAGUCCUGUUCGACGAGGGCGGCCAUUACAACCCUCAGACAGGCAAAUUCAUAUGCGCAUACCCCGGAAUCUAUUACUUCUCCUACGACAUCACGCUGGCCAAUAAGCACUUAGCCAUCGGCCUGGUGCAGAACGGGAUUUAUCGCAUUAAGACGUAUGAUGCCAACACGGGGAAUCACGACGUCGCUUCUGGUUCGACGGUGAUAUUCCUCAACCCAGAGGACGAGGUGUGGCUGGAGAUCUUCUUUAAGGACCAGAACGGUCUGUUUUCGGAUCCGAGCUGGGCCGACAGCCUCUUUUCAGGGUUUCUGCUCUAUGCAGAUACUAGUUACCUGGAUGCACUAUCAGAGGACUAUUCUUAAAUCACUGUAAGGAUUAAAUAUAUUUUAUUAAGAUGAAGGACUCUACGGGCUCGGACUAAAAUUUUAUUUUUAACAUAAACAAAUGAUAACAAAAGGGAGAUAUUAACUUAUCUGAUGAUCGCAAACGAUACAGAGGUCUUCAUUUUUGACCAUUUAUUACUAUUUUGAACAAAUAGAUGUAUUUCAAGCAGUUUUAUUCUGCAUGUCAGUGGACUACCAAAUCCUCCUGGGCCCGGGAGAAGUUCCCCGGUUGUCCCCUGUGACGGUGGUGCGGAUUCUUGAUGUGUAUAUAGUGCCAGGUUAAUAUUUCCAGUACACAUUUUCUUACAAACACAAAUCUUUAUGGACAGAAAGGCAUGGCAAAUGAGCCACUGGCCUAAAGAGUCCUGUUUAUACUCGCAGAAAAUAAGUGUAUAAGGCUAUUUUCUCUUUCUCAUGAUCGGUGUCUUCUGGAAUCUGCAUUUUCUGUCCAAUAAAAAUACUACAGGUGUG
Molecule: messenger RNA, 2961 nt
Organism: Ictalurus furcatus (blue catfish)
Lineage: Eukaryota; Metazoa; Chordata; Actinopteri; Siluriformes; Ictaluridae
Product: complement C1q tumor necrosis factor-related protein 7
Exons: 3
Coding region: 1609-2469 (286 amino acids)
Molecular function (GO): protein binding
Source: RefSeq, a predicted model, not a curated record